AUGGGAAUCAUAAACCUUUCCUGGUUAUUCCCAGAUACUAGCGAUCUUGGUAAAGUCAUGCUGCGCAUUUGUGAACUAUUUUUCAAUUUAAAUCUGAUGUGGCCCUGUAGGGAAAACCGAAUAAUCGUAAUAGCCGCUUGCAUAAUCACAACGUCAUUACAAUUUUUUAUGUUUUGUGGUAUAUUUGCCUACAUAGUAAACAAUUUAAAUGAAUUUAACGAAGUGACGUAUGCCCUAUUUAUGAUUGUACUUCCAACAGGGCCUAUUCUCAAAAUGCCGGUAAUUGCCUAUAAAUCGAAGGAAUUUAAAAAACUCAUCAGCCAAAUAUCUACGAAGUAUUGGCCGAGUGACUUAUUGGACGUGGGGAGCAAGAAUGAUUUUAAGGGAAUUUAUACGGCGGGAUUUACGGUAAUAGGAGCGAUGUUGGGUUUAGGUUUUGUAUUUACCACUGCCUUAUGGGUUCAACCGCUACUUUCCUCGGAAAUUACUUUUCCAUUGCCAUCACUCUACCCUUCUGGUUGGGUCAACGAUUAUACAUUUUGGUUGUUCUACGGUCUACAAGCAAUAUAUCUUAUAUUCGUAAUACUUGUCGGAACUGGAUCGGCGGAUUUUUUAAUACUUUCAGUAUGUAUUUACACAGCCAACCAAUUUUACCUACUUCAACAAUGUUUUCUUGUUUAUAACACCGAUGAGAUGGCAGAAGUUAAUAAGAAACUAAGAGCUCUGGAUAAGGAAGACAUGCAGAAAUACUAUGGUUAUACAGAAAAAGAAUAUUUGGUUAGAUGCGUGAAGCAUCAUGCAAUGCUUUUAAGGUAA
This is a messenger RNA of Diabrotica balteata, 816 nucleotides long. The record is from the annotation of a GenBank genome assembly. Lineage: Eukaryota; Metazoa; Arthropoda; Insecta; Coleoptera; Chrysomelidae.